Messenger RNA from Carica papaya (papaya), 1042 nucleotides. It is a transcript of the gene NAC036, whose product is annotated as NAC domain containing protein 36. Gene Ontology annotation, biological process: regulation of DNA-templated transcription. Gene Ontology annotation, molecular function: DNA binding. NCBI's taxonomy places the organism in Eukaryota, Viridiplantae, Streptophyta, Magnoliopsida, Brassicales, Caricaceae. The record is from RefSeq and is a predicted model, not a curated record.
UACACAACUCUCCUAUAAUUCCCUUUAUACAUACAUACCUAUACAUGUUAUACCCUUCUAACACCCUUUUUGCAUUAGCAAAAUUCAAAAAUGAGUAAAAUGGCCAUAGAUUUCGAACUUCCAGGCUUCAGAUUCCACCCGACAGAAGAAGAGCUUCUGGAUUUUUACCUCAAGAGCAUGAUUUAUGGCAGCAGACUACGUUUUGAUAUAAUUGGUUUCCUCAAUAUUUAUCGUCAUGAUCCUUGGGACUUACCUGGACUGUCAAAGAUUGGGGAGAGAGAGUGGUACUUUUUUGUGCCGAGGGACAGGAAGCAUGGAAGUGGAGGGAGACCUAACAGGACUACUGAAACCGGCUUCUGGAAAGCAACCGGUUCGGACCGGAAAAUCUUCAGCUUAUCGGAGCCUAAACGAAUCAUAGGCCUGAGAAAGACUCUUGUUUUUUACAGAGGAAAAGCCCCGAGAGGAAGCAAAACUGAUUGGGUCAUGAACGAGUAUCGUCUGCCAGAUAAUUGUCACCAGCCAAAGGAGAUUGUUUUGUGCAAGAUAUACAGGAAGGCAACUCCGUUGAAAAUGCUAGAAGAAAGGGCAGCAAAGGAGGAAGAGUUAAGGACAACAAUUCAAGCAUCUUCUCCAUCUCCACUAUCAUCGCUAGAGACAAUCUCCUUUCCUAGUCCAAAUCAAGAAGAUUUAACCCUAACCCAUCAAAUGAUGUUUGAGAAAGAAUCAAAGGAGACACAAAUGGCGGCUGAAGUGAAUUACAGUAAUGAUCAGGAGACAGAAAUGAGAAAAGGGUCCCUAACAUCUUUGCAAUUGCCCUUUGGAAAGGACAAAUUGCCUGACCUCCAAGUGCCCAAAAUGGGCAUGGAAUGGUCAUUUCAGGAUCCUUUUUCAAAUCUUAGCCCUUGGCCCCUGAACUUGACUCCUUGUACUAUUGGUAACAUUCUUAAUUUCUAGGCUGUCAAAAAAAUUAUCUUCCCAAGCAAGCUUAAAAAUUUUCUUGUAGAUAGUACUACCCUAUUUUACUCUUGUUUCUUUUUUUCCA